AUGGACGUCAAAAGCAUUGAAGAUGGUUCAUUUGUUCUAGAGAGAACAGAGUUCCUCAUUGGCAGCGUCAUUGAUGCAGUGGUAAGCCAAGUCAUGUUGGUGGUGAGAGAGAGAAAUCUUCAGCUCAUCCGUAACAUUCCCAAGGAGAUCAAAUCCAUGGCUGUCUACGGUGACAAUAUAAGGAUCCAACAGGUUCUGGCAGAAUGUCUGCUAAGUAUGGUCCGUUAUGCACCCAUGGAAGGCUCAGUGGAAUUCCAUCUACGCCCGAAUCUUAAACAAAUGGCUGACGGGUUCUCUGCUAUACGAUUAGAGUUCAGAAUGGCGUGUGCAGGGGAAGGUAUACCGCCAGAGAAAGUGCAAGACAUGUUCCAUAGUAGCCGAUGGACAAGUCCAGAAGGAUUAGGGCUAAGCGUUUGCAGAAAGAUUCUUAAGCUGAUGAACGGAGAGGUUCAGUAUAUAAGGGAAUUCGAACGCUCUUAUUUCCUAAUCGUUAUCGAACUCCCGGUUUGUCUGAUGAUGAUGAUGCCUUCUUAG
Camelina sativa (false flax) is the source of this 534-nucleotide messenger RNA. The record is from RefSeq and is a predicted model, not a curated record. NCBI's taxonomy places the organism in Eukaryota, Viridiplantae, Streptophyta, Magnoliopsida, Brassicales, Brassicaceae.